Molecule: messenger RNA, 2428 nt
Organism: Eubalaena glacialis (North Atlantic right whale)
Lineage: Eukaryota; Metazoa; Chordata; Mammalia; Artiodactyla; Balaenidae
Gene: DDX5
Product: DEAD-box helicase 5
Exons: 14
Coding region: 268-2112 (614 amino acids)
Biological process (GO): alternative mRNA splicing, via spliceosome
Cellular component (GO): nucleus; ribonucleoprotein complex; cytoplasm
Molecular function (GO): ATP binding; RNA binding; RNA helicase activity
Source: RefSeq, a predicted model, not a curated record
GGGCGUGAAAACUCUCUGGAGACGUAAACAUCUCCAAGUGGACAGAGCGGGUUCGCCAGGCCAUUUUAUUGUCUGGGCUGUACCUGGAAAAGGGCGCGGUGGCUUCCUUGAAGUGUGAAAGACGAGAAAAAGCACCGGUUCUUGUCAUCGCCGUCCGUCCGCCGCUGCCGCCCCCGCAAGGCUUCGCCGUCGCCGGAGCCACUUCCAGCGACUCGCCGCACUCGAUUCUCUCCGCUUCGCUUCCCGCCAACCGCAACCAUUGACGCCAUGUCGGGUUAUUCGAGUGACCGAGACCGCGGCCGGGAUCGAGGGUUUGGUGCCCCUCGAUUUGGAGGAAGUAGGGCAGGGCCCUUAUCUGGAAAGAAGUUUGGAAACCCUGGGGAGAAACUGGUUAAAAAGAAGUGGAAUCUUGAUGAGCUGCCCAAAUUUGAGAAGAAUUUUUAUCAGGAACACCCUGAUUUGGCUAGGCGUACAGCACAAGAGGUAGAGACAUACAGAAGAAGCAAGGAAAUUACAGUCAGAGGUCACAACUGUCCAAAGCCAGUUCUGAAUUUUUAUGAAGCGAACUUCCCUGCAAACGUCAUGGAUGUGAUUGCAAGGCAGAACUUUACUGAACCCACAGCUAUUCAAGCUCAGGGAUGGCCAGUUGCUCUAAGUGGAUUGGAUAUGGUUGGGGUAGCACAAACUGGAUCUGGGAAGACAUUGUCUUAUUUGCUGCCUGCCAUUGUCCACAUCAAUCAUCAGCCAUUUCUAGAGAGAGGUGAUGGGCCUAUUUGCUUGGUGCUGGCACCAACUCGGGAACUGGCCCAACAGGUACAGCAAGUAGCUGCUGAAUACUGUAGAGCAUGUCGCUUGAAGUCCACUUGUAUUUAUGGUGGUGCUCCCAAGGGACCACAGAUACGUGAUUUGGAGAGAGGUGUGGAAAUCUGUAUUGCAACACCUGGAAGACUGAUUGACUUCUUAGAAUGUGGGAAAACCAAUCUAAGAAGAACCACCUACCUUGUCCUUGAUGAAGCAGAUAGAAUGCUUGAUAUGGGAUUCGAACCCCAAAUAAGGAAGAUUGUGGAUCAGAUAAGACCUGAUAGGCAAACCCUAAUGUGGAGUGCUACUUGGCCAAAAGAAGUAAGACAGCUUGCUGAAGAUUUCUUGAAAGACUAUAUUCAUAUAAACAUUGGUGCACUAGAACUGAGUGCAAAUCACAACAUUCUGCAGAUUGUGGAUGUGUGUCAUGACGUAGAAAAGGAUGAAAAGCUUAUUCGUUUAAUGGAAGAGAUCAUGAGUGAGAAGGAGAAUAAAACCAUUGUUUUCGUUGAAACCAAAAGAAGAUGUGAUGAACUCACUAGAAAAAUGAGGAGAGAUGGGUGGCCUGCCAUGGGUAUCCAUGGUGACAAGAGUCAACAGGAGCGUGACUGGGUUCUAAAUGAAUUCAAACAUGGAAAGGCUCCUAUUCUGAUUGCUACAGAUGUGGCCUCCAGAGGGCUAGAUGUGGAAGAUGUGAAAUUUGUCAUCAAUUAUGACUACCCUAACUCCUCAGAGGAUUAUAUUCAUCGAAUUGGAAGAACUGCUCGCAGUACCAAAACAGGCACAGCAUACACUUUCUUUACACCUAAUAACAUAAAGCAAGUGAGCGACCUUAUCUCUGUGCUUCGUGAAGCUAAUCAAGCAAUUAAUCCCAAAUUGCUUCAGUUGGUCGAAGACAGAGGUUCAGGUCGUUCCAGGGGUAGAGGAGGCAUGAAGGAUGACCGUCGGGACAGAUACUCUGCGGGCAAAAGGGGUGGAUUUAAUACAUUUAGAGACAGGGAAAAUUAUGACCGAGGUUACUCUAGUCUGCUUAAGAGAGAUUUUGGGGCAAAAACUCAAAAUGGUGUUUACAGUGCUGCAAAUUACACCAAUGGGAGCUUUGGAAGUAAUUUUGUGUCUGCUGGUAUACAGACCAGUUUUAGGACUGGUAAUCCAACAGGGACUUACCAGAAUGGUUAUGACAGCACUCAGCAAUAUGGAAGUAAUGUUCCAAAUAUGCACAAUGGUAUGAACCAACAGGCAUAUGCAUAUCCUGCUACUGCAGCUGCGCCUAUGAUUGGUUAUCCAAUGCCAACAGGAUAUUCUCAAUAAGACUUUAGAAGUAUAUGUAAAUGUUUGUUUUUCAUAAUUGCUCUUUAUAUCGUGUGUUACCAGACAAGAUAGUUAUUUAAGAAACAUGGGAAAUGCAGAAAUGACUGCAGUGCAGCAGUAAUUAUGGUGCACUUUUUCGCUAUUUAAGUUGGAUAUUUCUCUACAUUCCUGAAACAAUUUUUAGGUUUUUUUUGUACUAGAAAAUGCAGGCAGUGUUUUCACAAAAGUAAAUGUACAGUGAUUUGAAAUACAAUAAAUGAAGGCAAUGCAUGGCCUUCCAAUAAAAAAUAUUUGAAGACUGAAUUAAGUGGAAAUG